Molecule: messenger RNA, 1392 nt
Organism: Ogataea parapolymorpha DL-1
Lineage: Eukaryota; Fungi; Ascomycota; Pichiomycetes; Pichiales; Pichiaceae
Product: putative transporter
Exons: 1
Coding region: 1-1392 (463 amino acids)
Biological process (GO): xenobiotic detoxification by transmembrane export across the plasma membrane
Cellular component (GO): membrane
Molecular function (GO): xenobiotic transmembrane transporter activity; antiporter activity
Source: RefSeq, a predicted model, not a curated record
AUGAUUAUAGACCCAGAUUCACGCGCACGGUAUGACACUCCCCAAGAGGAGGAUGAUCAGCCAGUGCAUGCCAGAACAUCGUUUAAGCUAGAAAUGGAAGACCUUAUAAGAAAUUCACUGCCCACGCUCCUAACGUUCCUGUUGCAAAGUUCGCUUUUAUUAAUAAUCCCCAUUUAUUUUGCUGGAAAGCAGGGGAAGGAUGUGUUGUCCGCAUCAUCCAUGGCCAUCACCCUAUUCUACAUCACAGGACCAGCACUCGUUUUUGGAUUCUGUACCGCAGAAGAUACACUGUGCUCCACUGCAUUUGGGGCAAAAAGCUACACCAAAGUCGGUCUCUAUUACCAGAGAUGCAUGUUGAUUUUGCAUAUGAUGUUCAUUCCGAUUGCAUUGCUGUGGAUCAACUCCGGCCCCCUGCUCCGGGUAUUUUCGCCGGAGCUUGCAGACAUGUGUGUCCCAAUUUUGCGGCUCAUGGUGCUCGCAAUUCCGGCUCUCAUCGUGUUUGAGUGCUCCAAGCGGUACUUGCUAUCCCAGAACAAGUUCAGAGCACCGACCAUGGUGCUGCUUGGAGCACUGCCUUUCAGUUUGAUAUUCAAUACGGCGUUUAAGACAUUCUACUUGGGACCGGCAUUGUCGUUGGUGCUAACGUACUGGACCGUUUGCAUGUUGGUAGUCACGUACAUAUACUUUGACGACCAUCAGUGCUGGAACAGCGACUUGCGUCCUUCAGUCUUGUUACAGGAUUGGGGCCAGUUCUCUAUUGGCCUGUCAGGAAUCGUUAUGGUUUGUGCUGAAAGUUUCUCCUUCAGAGUUAUCACGCUUUUAUCUGCCAAAUUCGGUAGUGUAGAGCUGGCCUCGCAAACUGUGGUGACCACCAUCUCCAUGUUUCUCUUCCAAUUCCCGUUUUCCUUUGGUAUUUGCUCGUCCGUUAGGCUUGCUAAUUAUAUUGGAGCACGCUCUCAUAACUGCGUGACAGUGAUGAGAGUUGCCACAGUGGCAACUGCUGUCAUUGGACUGAUAAACUUUAGUAUCAUGUUCUUCUUCCGAGGAUGGCUGCCCCAUAUUUUUACUGAUGACGAGGAGGUGAUUAAAUUUACUGCCAACUUGCUCCGUGGUGUGGCCUUCAACGAGUUCGGGGACGCCGUCAACGCCAUUUUUUCCUCCCUUUUGAGAGGCCAGGGCCGCCAAAACAUCGGCUCAGUGUUGAAUCUGACGGCCUACUACAUGAUUGCCAUUCCUCUGGAGUUGUUGUUUGGCUUCUACUUUGGGUUAGGAGUUGCUGGCUUGUGGGUCGGCUUUCUACUCGGAGAGCUUUUCCUGUCUGCAGCCGAAGUUUAUUUAAUCUGGUCUACAAACUGGGACGGGCUUAUAGAAAAAAACCAAGCCAUUGUGUAA